ACAUCUCGUGCCAUCACAGGCUUGAAGUAGUCAAAGAAUCGUUGUCUACUGCCCAACUCUUUCCAUAUCCUGAAUGGGUCAUGAGAUAUCUACAAUGGAGUUUGCUGGCGAGUACUCUUUGGCAUGUCGGCCAGGCAGCGGUUCGGUCCAAGAGAUGGCUUGUUGCAGAGGAUGGUCAUGUGGCUGAGGAGCCACAGGAGCCACGGCUAUUGCGUAGCGAGACCCACGGUCGAAUCCGCACUGGCAGUCUGCAAGAGCGACAGCAGGACUGCGAUUUUCCACCCUGCCCUGUGGAUUGCGCUUCAUCUGACUGGUCACCUUGGGCUACUUGUUCACUCUGCCAGGGCACAACCAAGAGGAAUCGGACCGUGCUUCGAGAGCCAGAAAACGGUGGCCUUGUUUGUGGCAAAGUCUCACAGGUCAAGAACUGUAGCAACGAAUGUGUGGAUUGUGAAUGGGACAACUUCACGGAAUGGGGCGAAUGUAGUGUUUCCUGUGGCGGCGGAGUUGAAAAGCGCAGCCGCGACGUCAAGGUGAAACAGGUGGGUGGUGGCACCAACUGCAGUGGCAACUCCACGGAGGAACGCGCGUGCAAUACACAGACUUGCACGGUGGACUGUGAGUGGGACGAAUGGGGCCUUUGGACUCCAUGUUCCAAAAGCUGUGGCAGUAGUGUGAAGAAGCGCAGCCGAGCAAUCAAGAUUCCAAAGGCAAAUGGUGGCAAGGAUUGUGUUGGCGUUGCCGACGACGAACGAAUUUGCCAAAAACCGCAGUGUCCCAAAGACUGCGUUGUCACGGAGUGGACAGACUGGUCACCAUGCAAGCCCUACUGCUUGGGCAAACAAACCAGGAAGCGCAAUGUGACGGUGGAAAACGCUUUCGGAGGACAAGCUUGCCCGGACUUGGAGGACUCGCGUGUUUGCAGCCACUACUGUGUUGACUGCAAGUGGUCCGAUUGGACCGACUUCACGAAGUGUUCCAAGAGCUGUGAAGGUGGCAAGAAAAGCCGUGCGCGGGAGCAGAAUUUUCAACUCAGAGAAACUCCGAGCGCCCUGGUGCCCGGCUACACUCUGCUGGGGCCUGGGCAAUGCCAAAACUUUUACCAAACCACAAAGGACGCGGACGCUGCUUCACCAGAAGCAUGCGCAAAGACUUGCUCUGCCGAUGUCCAAUGCAGUUUUUUCUCACUCAACUUGGGCGUCGCAUGCAACAAGUACAAUGCAAGCGUAGGUGAAUGUGAACUGAGACCUCGAGGUCAGAGCAGCCACAAAAGUUACCGGAAGGAGCAGUGGACGCAAACAUUCGGAUACGAGUUGAACAGGAAUCAAAAGUGCACAAAGCCGCGCGCGGAGAAGCUGGCCCUGAAGGAAGCCCGAGCGGUCUGCAGCGCUGAUGAAAAGUGCGGGGGCCUUUAUGAUUCUGGUUGUCUUGGUUCUGCAGUGCUUUGUGACGGCUUUGGCAACGACACAGAGGUUGGCUCAUGUAUGCACAGGAAGGUAGAGAUCGGUGGCGGCGAAACGUGCACUGGAAAUGCACAGCAAGUGGAGGACUGCAACAUUCAGCUCUGCCCCAUCAAUUGUAAGCUGGGCGACUGGAGCGCUUGGGGAGAAUGUGCACCUUCCUGCAAUGGCACUGAAACUCGAAGUCGCCCCAUCCUGCAGGAGGCAAGAAAUGGUGGAACACCAUGUGGAGAGACAGUGGAGCAGAAACCAUGCAGCAAGAUCUGCGUGGAUUGCAGGUGGUCCGAUUGGAGCGCCUGGGACACUUGUUCUGCCAGCUGUGCAGGGGGUCUUUACAGCCGAAGCCGCUAUAUCGCUGUGCAGGCUGAGGGCCCUGGCAAGAAGUGCGAGGGAAACAGCAGCGAAAUUGAGGCUUGCAACACCGAGUUUUGUCCCUCUGAUUGUGAAACCAGCAGCUGGUCACAGUGGACAGAUUGUGAACCAUAUUGCAAUGGCACGCAAAAUCGCAGCCGCGUUAUCCAAAAGCCUGCCGCAGAUGGGGGAGCAGGCUGCGGUGCACUGUCCGAAAUGCGCACCUGCGCCAACUUUUGCAUGGAUUGCCAGUUGAGUUCGUGGAGCGACUGGACCAGCUGCAGUUUGACAUGUGCCGGUGGACUCCGUCAGCGCAGCAGGAACGAGGUCUUCGUGCAGAGACUGCACAAAGCAUCGAACGAAGAAAGCGAAAACGAAGAGAACAUGGCCUCACUACUGGAGACAGGUGAAGGAAGCGCAGCGUUUGGCUAUGAAAAGAAACUGGGUGUGAGGUGUGACUUGGAGCACCAGCAGACGAAGGAUGGUGCGGGUCAGAGCCCAGACGAGGUGUAUGCAGCGCAGAUCACAACUGCGGUGGGCUCUACGACAAAGGCUGCAAUGGAUGGUACUGUGGGUUUGAUGCUCGAGGCUGAAGCUGACAGCUGCGCCUAUGUGAAGAAGGAAAUUGGUGAUGGUCAGCCCUGUACUGGUGACAUCUUUGAGUCAGAGGCCUGCCCAGCUGACCUGUGGGAUGGUCAUGAGGAUGCUGCAGACUGCAGUUCUGAGCUGUGCCCCGUGGAUUGCAAACACAGUGAUUGGACCCAGUGGACGGAAUGCAAUCCUUUCUGCCAAGGGGUCAUGAACAGGAGUCGAAAGAUCUUGGAGCAUCCAGCCAACGGUGGCGCAGCCUGUGGCACCAUUGCAGAAGUGCAGAAUUGCAGCAACGAAUGUGUUGAUUGUCAGUGGGGAAGUUGGGGAAGUUGGUCCAGCUGCUCUGUGAGCUGCGGCGGCUCCACCCAGCAUCGCAGUCGCGUCCAGUUGGUGCCACAAGCUGGCCGCGGUUUGCCCUGUGAAGGCAGCGAAUCCGCGAGCAAGCCUUGCGGUGAGAUCAGCUGCCCGGUAGACUGCAAGAUGGAGGAUGCACAUCAGUGGUUCGGACCAGGCGGCCGGCCGCUGCUCUUGGGUGGCUCUGGGUGUGUUGUCUCCGAGCCGCUGGCAGGUGGACAGCCAUGUGGUGAGGCUUCCAUUGUGGUCAACUGCUCCAACGCCUGCGUGGAUUGCGAAGUCUCUCCCUGGUCUGUGUGGUCGCUGUGCAGCGCGAGUUGCGGCUCAGGGCGCCAAAGCCGCUCCCGGCUCGUUCUCGUGGAAGCAGAAGGCGAAACAGAUCCCGAUUCGGUGGCCGAUUUAG
This is a messenger RNA of Cladocopium goreaui, 3159 nucleotides long. Lineage: Eukaryota; Dinophyceae; Suessiales; Symbiodiniaceae. The record is from the annotation of a GenBank genome assembly.